CAUCUUAAAAUUAAGUGAAAUUUUUUCAAUUUGGCUUCAUAGAUAAAAUCUUACUUAUGUGUUUUUCAGGUCGGAUUUCAUUGUUUUCAUCAUUGUCCUAAAAUGUCUAUUUGUUCAUAAAAUUGGUUUCAUUAGAUUAGCAGAAUUUCAUAUUUGAUUGUUGAUUUAGACUGAUCUAGAAAUAUUUUAUGAAUUUAGUUAGACCAAGGUAUACGUUAGUUUCAUUACUUAUAUACAAGGUUGUCAACCCGCGGGUUGACCCGGACCUGGUUGAGCUAGUGAGUCAAGAGUUAACGGGUCACCAGUUUUAGCCUGGAAAUAUAGAAAGAGUAAUUAUAUUGUACUUAUCCUGAUAAAUUACAUAAAAUCUCAUCUAACAUAUGAGUAAUAACAUAUAACAUUACACCAAAGUAACAUGUCGUACUUAGAUCCAACAUAUAGUGAAAAUUCACACACUUAUAUAACAUCAAUAUUUAAAUAUUCAACUAAGGAUUCCAAAAAUUGAGUUAGGCGAAAAGAAAAAAACCAAAGGAUAAAAUUACACAAUUUGACCUCCAACCCGGUACCUUGUAGCGGUCGACCCGGUGGGUGCGUGAGACCCAUUUGUCUCACUGGGUCAGGGUCAAAGUGGGUCAACCCGUGGAUCGACCCGCGGGUUGACAACCUUGCUUAUAUAUCUAGGGAUGAGAUUAGUUGGAGUUCAUCAAAAUGCAUCGAACGGUCAGAUCACAUGGAGUAUACCAGUCAUUACCAUAUAUAUAUGGGUGGUUAUAUAUUAUCUUGGGUAAAAUCAAAUGUAUGACAUACCUUGAGUAAAAAAAUCAUAUCUAGACCUUGAAUUAAACGGAGUUUUGCAUUUUGUACUAUUUUCAAACCUUUAAAGAUAAAAAUCUAAGUCUUGAUUCUAAAAAUCUCAUAUAUAAUUUUUUUUUAUCUUUGUAAAUUGUAAACAUACACUAAGCGAAUAAAUAUGUUUUUAUCUCUGUUAGACUUUUAGUAAUUAGUUUAUUCACAAGCUAUCAAAAAACUUUGCUCUGUCGAGAAAGCGACUAUCUGUUCGCCAGACUUCAGGUGCUAUGAUUCACACUGUCGAUUGUGAAUGGAAAAGAAGCAUUUCGAACGCAAAAUUGGAGAAUGAAUUGGGAUGUUUCUAGGUUUUUCUCGAUUCCAGGUAGUGGGAAGAAAGAGGAAGGGAAAGGGGGAGAGUGGUGAGAUACAGAGUUCAGAGAGAUGGAAGAACAAACGGAAAAAGAAAAUGAAGGCAAAAGGAGAGUGGAGGGCGCAUUUAAAAGAGGAGGGGGGGGGGGGGGAUGAGGUUGUGUGAAAUAAUUAUCCCUCUACUUUGUUUAGAGGAUAUUGGUGGCUCUCUUCUGUUGAGUUUUGUUUUUUUUAUGGUUUAGUUUUGAUUAUUUAGGAGAAGACAUUUGGCUGAUUUUUUUGCAUUUUAAUUUAAAAUCCAAGAUAAAUAUAACGUUUGGUUUAUUUUUUUCCUUAAUGUGAUCAUUGUAAUUUCUCAGAUUUAAGAGGUAUUUUAUUAGUUCAAUACUUUAGUGGUUUUUUAUUUAAAGCUUGAAUUGACAAAUCGUAUCGUACGACAGUUCGACCAGAAAAACCUUAUACCAUAGGCUAAAUCGGUAGGUGAUAUUUAGCAAUAUGAAAUGGUUAAACCACGAUUAAAGUAUUAUUUAUGUAUAAAAUACUCUACAAUGAUUUUUUUAUACGAUUUUACAAUCCUUGAUCCAACCAAUUCUUUUACACUGGUGGAAACAAUAGUUAGGGGUGAUAGUCGGUUCGGUUACGGUUUAACCGAACCGACGGGUCGGUUACCCGACACCAAUAAAGAGCCAAAUCCCCCCACCGACACCGACGCCGAUAUGAUUAUCGGUUAUCCGACACCGACACCGACAAAGUACAAUCGGUUGAUCGGUUUCCCGAAACCGAGUGCAUCCACCCUCUCGAGUCUUCUCUGCUCAUCCUUCUCUCUCCAUUCUGCGCCUCCAGGCUCCACCCAAUACUUCUCCUCACCUGCGAUGAACAUGCACGGAGCAGAAGUUGGAUCUGUCCGGAUUUCUGGAUCCGACUGCCGAAUCUCGCCGCCGAAUCGCGUUGUGGAUGGCGGAGAAGGAUCUGCUUCUGCCAAAUCGCCAAGGAGAAACGGAGGAACACAGGAGCUAGAGGAAGAAGGACUGAGGGAUGGAUCUGCUUCCACUGUUCUGGAUCGUGCUUCGACAAGAAAGGAGAGGGGGAAAUCGCCGGUCAAAGUUCUCGUUCGUCGCCACCACGACCCUCGCCGUCAAAUCUUUCCGCCAAAUCUCACCAUUAGGAGGGAUAGAGGAACACAAGAGUAUGAGGAAGAAGGGAAUCACACCGAGGAAGGUGAGAUUGAAGGGAUUUGGAGAGUGACGAGUGAAGAAGGAGAGGUUUGGAGUUCAGGGAGAGGUAAUGAGGGGUGAUGGUGAGAGCAGAGAGGGAGAGUCUCUAGAGGUUUGCGGUUUUGGCGGUGCACCGAGAUUAUAUCGGUGUUGCAACCGUCGGUUGCCGGUUAGCAAAAAUCCCCCAAACAGCCAACCUAAGCCGACACCGAAUCAAUAUUUUCGGUUAUC
This is a messenger RNA of Linum trigynum, 2603 nucleotides long. NCBI's taxonomy places the organism in Eukaryota, Viridiplantae, Streptophyta, Magnoliopsida, Malpighiales, Linaceae. The record is from the annotation of a GenBank genome assembly.